This is a messenger RNA of Papaver somniferum (opium poppy), 1304 nucleotides long. Its product is annotated as dirigent protein 23-like. Lineage: Eukaryota; Viridiplantae; Streptophyta; Magnoliopsida; Ranunculales; Papaveraceae. The transcript has a single exon. The record is from RefSeq and is a predicted model, not a curated record. Bases 635 to 1201 code for a protein of 188 amino acids.
UAACAACGUGCAGGACUCGAAACAGGGUGGCAUCCUCACAUGUAAGAAGUUCUACCAAGUUGUAGACUUAUCAUAGGAGUUGCCGAACCCUGAACCACGCUUUACUCCUAAGACUCCAGAAAAAGGAAAUGUGCUUGAACCAAAUCAAAGACAGAGAAUUCUCCAUUUAGCUAAUUUUCGUCUAUCAGACCGUGUACCUACUUCAGAGACUUGUCCUUCUCUGUAAUCUUAAAGGUGGGUCAACAAAGAAAAGUUGGGUAAGCAACGUGUGGAAACUAACAAUUAUGAAAAGUAUUUUUGCCCUUCAAAUACGCUAUAAUCAUGUCAUCACAUGACUGACUUAGCUCUUUAGAAGAUCUACAUAUACAGCCUGCUGUCUACAUUUCUAUAGUCGCAAUUCAGAAAUCUGGAGAUAAAUUCUAGAAUCUCAGUUAUAUCAGGAUAGUGAACAAUAUUUGGUAUUUUGGUUUAGUUUAAUAAAGUUGGUUUUAUUAGGAAACUCUAUGUCAGGAAGUCGGUAGAUUUGUGUUAGGAAACUAUUGUGAGCAGCAGUAGUAUUUAAAGGGUGUUAGGUCUUGAGUUCUGUUUGUGAAAAACUACAUAUCAACUUGAAUUCUUUCUUUGGUCUGCUAUUAUGGCAAACAUGAGUUGUGUAAUAGUAGUGCUCAUUGUUUGGAUUGCGAUGGCAGCAAUUGCUGAAAGCAAGAUUGAAGAGGUGAAAAACUGGAAAGAUAAUCUAAGUUUAGGGGAAGAAAAGAUGACAAAGCUUCACUUCUACUUCCAUGACAUAUUGAGUGGGAAGAAACCAAGUGCGGUACAAAUUGCACAAGGUAAAGACACUGAUAAAUCUCCAACUUUCUUUGGAGUUCUGAUGAUGGCUGAUGAUGCAUUAACUGAAGGACCUGAACCAACUUCUAAACUUAUCGGCCGAGCACAAGGACUGUACGGUUCGGCUGGACAAGAGUCUUUGGGCUUGAUUAUGUCUAUGAGUUUUGGAUUCACUGAAGGUGUUUACAAUGGUAGUACACUUAGCGUUAUGGGUAGGAAUGCAGCUAUGAAGCCGGUGCGUGAGAUGCCGAUUGUUGGUGGAACCGGCGUGUUUCAGUUGGCGCGUGGAAAUGCUGUGGCUAAGACCCAUUGGUUUGACGGCACUACUGGUGAUGCCAUUGUUGAGUAUAAUGUUACAGUUCUUCACUACUGAUUUCUGUAGUAUAAUUUAUUACUAAUUAUUUGUAUUGAUUAGUGUUUUAUUAAUCUGUGUUUUGAACUGGUUAAGUUUAACCAAGUCCUUGAUUUUACAUGAA